AACUUUUAUGUUUGCUCUAGGUCUAAAGAUAGUAUGUACCAUGCCCUUGGAUACAGCACUAUUUUAGUUAUGCAGGCUGCUAUGACCUUUGAACAACAGGAUAUACAAAUGGGAAUUUCUACAAUGAAAGAAGCUUUGCAAACUUGCCAAAGAUUCAGGAAAAGAAACACAGUGGUAGAGUCCUUGUCCAAUCUAGUUUCUAAACAGUCAGUGGAUCAACUGAGUGAAGAGGAAAUGCAUGCUGAAAUCUGCUAUGCGGAAUGCUUACUACAGAAAGCAGCUCUCACCUUUGUACAGGAUGAAAAUAUGAUCAACUUCAUCAAAGGUGGCCUCAAAAUUAGGACAAGUUACCAAAUAUACAAAGAAUGUCAUCAGGUUCUACAGAUGACUCAGGGGAACAAAAGCAGAAAUGAAACUUACCACCAGUUUGAAGGAGGGGUAAAACUUGGAGUUGGAGCAUUCAAUUUGAUGCUGUCACUUUUACCAGCAAGGAUCCUCCGAUUUUUAGAAUUUAUUGGAUUUUCUGGCAAUAGGGAGCUGGGCCUCUAUCAGUUAUGGGAAGGAGCAUCUGGCAGCAGUUUGAGAGCCAUUCUGUGUACUUUUACCCUGUUGGUUUAUCAUACUUACGUCUCCUUAAUCCUUGGUGAGACCCACUGUGUAGCUCUUCAGUCAUACUAUGCAUUAUGACAGAUAUUCUGCUAU
Molecule: messenger RNA, 702 nt
Organism: Meleagris gallopavo (turkey)
Lineage: Eukaryota; Metazoa; Chordata; Aves; Galliformes; Phasianidae
Source: RefSeq, a predicted model, not a curated record